AUGUUUCACGAGGAAUCGGAGAUCUGUGCUGGUGCCGAAAGAGGCGACACUUGCCGUGGUGACUCAGGUGGUCCACUGGUCGCCAAUAUCACAUAUCGGGGACACGUAUUCCCCUCACUGAUUGGGGUCACUAGCUUUGGUUUUAAAUUCUGCAACGCUAGAGGCUUCUACGCGAACGUUACGUUCCACAGACAAUGGAUCAAAAAAACCAUUUCGGCUAACAAUUACGAUCAGGAUAAGGAGCCCUUUUUGGAUGAGAACUGCAGCAACAGUCGGGAUAAACAUGGAUCUGUUCACCAACCCUGGAAAGCUUUGUUCUUACUACUACGUCUUAGAACGCUCGACGGUGUCCGCUUUACCGCUAAAUCUAUACACGGGCAUCCCAAAGUCACCGACGUCAAAACGAGUUUUGCAAAUGAUAUAGCUUUGAUUGAACUUUUUCGAAGGGUGCGUUAUUCUGACCGUGUGGCACCCAUCUGCUUCCGCCCAACUCUUCAGAAGUCGGAAAACCCACCAACAUCGAUUACUGCCAUUACCUCUGCUGAAAAUCAUACCGUUCAAUAUGAGAACUUCUCCGUCAUUGAUCGUUCCCAUUGCUCUAUUACCAUUGGAUAUACCAUAGAUGACGAUCAAUUCUGUGUGAACGAAUCGUCCUCCAUUUUAAAGUCAGGUGCCGUAUUAGGUGCCAACGAAAAUACGACGUUGGGCGAAAAGUUCUUUCUCCACGGCAUUGUGAGCUUUAGGAAGAACGGUGUGGUCAUUCUUACAAAUAUUACAUCAUACGCGGAAUAUAUCCGUUCGAUCUGCAUUGUCACUGGUGAUGGGCUAAAAACGUCGUCGAUCGGGAAUUUCUCGGCAUAUGGCUGGGGUGCAACGGAGAACCUUUACUUAAGUCCAAUCCUUCAGACCAUCAAUCUUUCCCACCCACCGCAAUCUUGCUUAAGUUUUCACGAGGAAUCGCAGAUCUGUGCUGGUGCCGAAAGAGGCGACACUUGCCAUGGUGACUCAGGUGGUCCACUGGUCACCAACAUCACAUAUCGGGGAUUCGUAUUCCCCACAUUGAUCGGGGACUAG
Molecule: messenger RNA, 1074 nt
Organism: Drosophila rhopaloa
Lineage: Eukaryota; Metazoa; Arthropoda; Insecta; Diptera; Drosophilidae
Exons: 5
Coding region: 1-1074 (357 amino acids)
Biological process (GO): proteolysis
Molecular function (GO): serine-type endopeptidase activity
Source: RefSeq, a predicted model, not a curated record